AUGGCAAUGCUUUCAGGGUUUUUCUUUGUAUUGCUGGUCCAAACUGUAAACCUUCAACAUACACCUCGAGGACCCAGGCCAAUACCGGGGCGAGGUGACAGUCCAGAGCCAACGGUACCUCCACUCUUACCUGAGCCCACGCCAAGACCUGAAGGCUGUGAAGCAGGUAUAAUCGACUGUCCCAUCAGGGUGUACUUCACUAUUGACACCUCAGAAACCAUCGCAUUGCAGGAGCCCCCACCUGGCAGCCUGGUGGAGAGUAUCAGAGAAUUCACAAAGAUCUUUGCCGAGCGGCUGGCUGAUGAGGAGUACAGGGGCCAUAUCCAGAUCACUUGGUCCAUAGGUGGGCUGCACUUCUCCCAGACGCAGGUGGUCUUCAGCCAGCUCACAACCAGAGAGAACUUCAUCAGGAAUCUCGCUUCGAUCCGAUACCUGGGCAAAGGCACCUACAUCGACUGCGCCCUCAAAAACAUGACUCACCACAUGACCCAACAUUACACAGAGACGAAGGCGGUUCUCUUCGCUGUGGUCAUCACUGAUGGCUACGUGACAGGAAAUCCAUGUUCAGGGAUCAAGGUGGUGGCAGAAAAGGCCCGGGAUCAAGGGAUCCAGAUUUUCUCAGUAGCAGCGUCCAAGGAGAUCGACGAAUUUGGAAUGAGGGAGAUAGCGAACUCUCCGUACGAGCUGUUCCGUGACGACUACAUAGCGGUGGAAAUCGUUGAUGGGAAACCAAAACUGAGCACUAAAACCAUUGAUCGUAUUGUAAAAGCAAUGAAAUACCAAGCAUAUUUGCAGUGUUACAAACCAAGAUGUUUUAAGAGUCCUGGGCACCCUGGACUAAGAGGUCCCUCAGGUCCAAAAGGCACAAAAGGAGACAGAGGCCCUCCAGGGCCAAAGGGUGAAAGAGGAAGACAGGGUGAUCCUGGCAUUGAAGGUCCAAUUGGACGACCUGGCCCAAAGGGAGAGGCUGGUUUAAAGGGUGACAAGGGUGAAAUUGGAUUAACUGGAGCAAAGGGUGUUGCAGGUUCAACUGGCAAGAAUGGAACUGAUGGGCAAAAGGGGAAAAUUGGACGAAUUGGAGCUCCCGGUUGUAAAGGUGAUCCAGGCGACAAGGGACCAGAUGGCUACCCAGGAGAUGCUGGUGAAACUGGACUAUUAGGUGACAAAGGAGAAAAGGGUGACACAGGCCUUCCUGGAAAGCCAGGCCCCCCAGGCCCUAAGGGUAAUUCAGGUCUGAAGGGUGAAAGAGGAAACCAAGGAAAUCCAGGACAGCCUGGACAAAGAGGGAGUCCGGGGAGAAAGGGUUCUCCUGGAGCAAAAGGCGAAGAGGGGAGGAGAGGAAACCCGGGAAUAAAGGGAGCACAAGGAAACACUGGGCCAAAAGGGAAAAAGGGAGAACGAGGCCCGGAGGGAAGCAGAGGUCGGACUGGGGAAAAUGGACUCAUGGGCGCAAAGGGGGAACUGGGACUACCGGGACCAAGGGGUCAGCCAGGAGAACUAGGCGCCCCUGGACGAAAUGGCACGACGGGAGAUCCUGGAGAUUCAGGACCAAGGGGAGACACUGGGCCACUUGGACCAAAGGGUGACAGAGGAAGGCAAGGUUUCAGCUAUCCUGGAUCAAGGGGACUGCCUGGAGACAGAGGUGCACCGGGUAGGAGAGGACCCAGAGGGAGCAGAGGUGACUGUGGCGCCAAAGGAGAAUCUGGAAAUAAAGGGCAACCAGGAGCGCCUGGUGAACCAGGCCAGUCAGGGCCGCCAGGAGAAAGAGGGCCUAGAGGAGAACGUGGACCUGAUGGGGAUCCAGGACCAGCAGGCGAUUCUGGGCUCACUGAAUGUGAUGUCAUGAGCUACAUCAGAGAGACGUGUGGUUGCUGCGACUGCGAGAAGCACUGUGGAGCUAUGGACAUUGUGUUUGUAAUUGAUAGCUCAGAGAGUGUCGGGCUGACAAACUUUACCCUGGAGAAGAACUUUGUUAUCAACACCAUCAACAGGCUGGGAUCUAUGGCGCCCGAACCUACAUCAACAACUGGCACAAGAGUUGGAGUUGUACAAUACAGUCACAACGGGACCUUUGAGAGCAUUCGUCUCGAUGACCCAAACAUAAACUCCAUGACUGCAUUCAAAACUGCAGUGAAGAAUCUGAGGUGGAUUGCUGGGGGCACCUUCACCCCCUCUGCUCUGAAGUACGCCUAUGAUAACCUCAUCAGAGACAGCAAGAGAGCCCGAUCCAAAGUGUCCGUCGUCGUGGUCACAGAUGGCCGCUUUGACCCUCGAGACGACGACAAUCAGCUCACGUACCUCUGCAACGACCCUGCUGUGGUGGUGAAUGCCAUCGGGAUAGGGGACAUGUUUGACACCAGACACGACAGCGAGACUCUGGUGUCAAUCGCAUGCAACAAGAAGGACCGGGCUACUGAGAUGAGGCGCUACAGCGAUUUGGUGGCUGAUGAAUUCUUAGAAAAGAUGGAAACUGUCCUCUGUCCUGAUCCAGUCAUUAAGUGCCCUGAUCUCCCCUGUACAAGUGAACUUGACUCAGCUCCUUGUGUUGAGCGGCCUGUGGAUUUGGUAUUUCUAUUGGAUGGCUCAGAGCGUCUCGGGGAGAGAAACUUCCUCCUUGUUCGUGAAUUUGUUCAGAAGGUUGCAGACAGGCUGGGACUGGCCAGGACCAGGACCGAUAGAAAGCGAGCCCGUCUGGCACUGAUGGAGUUUGGCAAGGAGUCAGAGAAUCGGGUGGCUUUCCCUCUAACACAUGACCCUGCCCAGAUUGUUAACAGUUUAACAGCUUUACAGUAUCUAGAUUCUUCUUCAAGCGUGGCGCCCGGCAUCAUACACGCCAUCAACAACAUCCUGGUUAGAGGAGGCGCCCGGCAAACGAGGCCCAAUGCAGAGAUUUCAUUUGUUUUCAUUACAGAUGGUGUCACUAACAGCGACAACCUGGACGAGGCGAUCAGUGCCAUGCGUCGUCACGAGGUGGUCUCCACGGUGAUUGCCACAGGAAGUGAUGUUGAUCAAGAAGUCCUAACAAAGCUGGCUAUGGGGGACCAGCACGCCAUCUUCAAAGCAGAAAAAUUCUCAGAUUUUUUAAGGUCCAGUAUGUUUGAUCGUUUCAUCCGGUGGGUGUGUUAG
Molecule: messenger RNA, 3126 nt
Organism: Pelmatolapia mariae (spotted tilapia)
Lineage: Eukaryota; Metazoa; Chordata; Actinopteri; Cichliformes; Cichlidae
Product: collagen alpha-2(VI) chain-like
Exons: 27
Coding region: 1-3126 (1041 amino acids)
Source: RefSeq, a predicted model, not a curated record